UCUGCACUAGUGCCUAACGACAGCUGCUGUACCGAGUGCUUACCCACACCACUACUACUACUAGUACCAAUACUACUAUUGUUACUACUACUACUACUACUGCUGCUGCUGCUGCUACUGCUACACUACUGCAAAGCCGUUAG
Brugia malayi is the source of this 143-nucleotide messenger RNA. RefSeq lists its product as uncharacterized. The annotation marks the transcript as partial. The transcript has a single exon. Lineage: Eukaryota; Metazoa; Nematoda; Chromadorea; Rhabditida; Onchocercidae. The record is from RefSeq and is a predicted model, not a curated record.